This is a messenger RNA of Branchiostoma belcheri (Belcher's lancelet), 2351 nucleotides long. RefSeq names its product cyclic AMP-responsive element-binding protein 3-like protein 3. Gene Ontology annotation, cellular component: nucleus. Lineage: Eukaryota; Metazoa; Chordata; Leptocardii; Amphioxiformes; Branchiostomatidae. The transcript has 13 exons. The record is from RefSeq and is a predicted model, not a curated record. Gene Ontology annotation, molecular function: RNA polymerase II cis-regulatory region sequence-specific DNA binding; DNA-binding transcription factor activity, RNA polymerase II-specific. Gene Ontology annotation, biological process: regulation of transcription by RNA polymerase II. The coding region runs from base 216 to 1484 and encodes 422 amino acids.
UUGGCCACGGCCACGUCAUCAUGUUGUUUCCCAAAAUAGAAAAUUACGCCUCACUACGUUGAUGUGUCUUCCCGUUACUACACUGAGGUGGAAGUGUUGACGUUGGCGAUAUAAAGAAGACUGUGUGUCACAGGGCGGACGACAGUGUGUCUUAUCAACCCAGCUCGUGGGAUACACGUUUGCCAGGGUGAGUUGGAGAUUUUGUGACUGAAGACAUGUCUGUUUUGGCGAUACAAAAUGAACCCGGAAGUUGGAUAUUUGGAGAAACUGUAGCAAGAAGCAGAUGUGUUGGUGGAAAAAUCACAAGACAGAUGACAGAUGUACAGACUCUGCCCACAGUCAGCAUCUCAGAUGAUGUAAAUGUGCUGGAUCUCCUGUUUGACGACAAGGAAGGUGUCCUCAUAGACGACGCUUUUGUGGGAUCCAUGGGAUCAGAUGAUUCCAAUGGACUGUCGCCCAGCUCCAGUGAUUUGGGCAGUGAAAAUGGGACGUUCAUGUUUCCAGAAGACAAUCUGGGCUUCUCUGACCUGAUGGAGGCAAUCAUUGACGGAAACACCAGAAAACCAGAAAACUUCCAGCAGGAUCCUGAAACAAUAUCCACUGUACAGACAUCAGACACUAUGAAUGAGGAUGAUGAGGACAAUGCAGGGGAUUCUGAUGUCUGCAUAGACCUGCCAUGGGGUGUUGCAGAUGACUACUUCAAUCAGGACUCUCCAGAAGUCGACACUGACAGUAUGACACUCCCCAUGUACACCAAGAGUGGAACGAAGUUCCCUGAGCUAAAACUGACAGAUGAAGAGAAGAAACUUCUCAAUGCAGAGGGUGUUACCUUGCCACAGCACCUCCCACUUACUAAGCAAGAAGAGAAGGCACUGAAGAGAGUGCGAAGAAAAAUCAGAAACAAGAUCUCUGCACAGGAGAGCAGGAAGAGAAAGAAGGUGUACAUGGAUGGACUGGAAGACAGGGUUAAAGCCUGCACAGCCCAGAACCUAACUCUAGUGAAGAAAGUACAUCAACUUGAAAAACAAAAUGCCACCCUCAUGGAUCAGCUUAAGAAACUGCAGUCUCUGAUCACAAAUAGCACCAACAAAACCACACAGACCAGAACUAUUGUCAUGGUACUUCUGUUGUCUUUUACACUGCUGAUCUUCCCCAGCCUCAGCCCCUUCAACAAAAGUCCUGAGUCGGACUCUUCAGUUCAGGGCCAUGUGCCCACGGGAGUUGUGUCCAGGAAUCUCCUAAAUGAGCAGUUCACCCGUGUGGGGGAGAUGGUGGACGGACUGGACACCUCCCUGGCUGACCAGUACUCACCGGCAGAGGAAGGCAUACCUGCAGACUCACUCAAGGUAUAUGUGGUACAGAACACCAGUGGCGAGUCUGAGGGCUCAGAGGCUACACAGUGGAAGGACAUGCGUGUAGCAGAACAGCCUGGGGACAAUAAUGCCACACAAAAGCCUGUCAUAAAGCAUUCUGAUGAGAUAUAACCUCAUACACUGUAUGUCUAAUAUAUGUUAAAUGCCUUGACGCAUUACAUGUAUAUGUAACGUUAUGUGUUUGGUCCAACCUCAUCACACUGGUCAAAGCAAAGGUGCAAUUUUGUCCUCUUAAUAUAUGAGAUUACUUAUUAUAAUAAGUACUUCAAUACCACUUGGUAGGAUGUGUUUAGAGGGUGUAUCACCCAGGCUAACACAGUAAACAUGUAAAUGUUGAUGCCCAUUUUGUAAAAAGUACCAACUUGCUUGUUUCAUUGCUUUUGGGAGCUCUCCUACAUGUAAGUGCUCACUUGCACGGACAUACACAUGUAUACAAAGAUGUAUGAAUGAAGAAGGAUGUAAGUUUUGAUAUGUUCUAUGUUGUACAGCCAUGGGUUAGUGAUGUUUGCAUAGUACUAUAGGUAAUGAGUAUGAGCCUCAGAGCUCAUUUUUAUUUCAUCACAUCUCAUUUCAUCACGACUUAAAUAAUCUUAUAACAUAGUGUAAACCACGCAUACAGUGGAAGUGGAAUUAGAAUGCAGUGUUUGUUAUAGCCUGGGUGCCAGUCCUGUUUUGGGGUUGCCAUUACAAAUUGGAUGACACCCACGCUAUGUUUGUUAUAGGAUGAUAAAAGAAUUAUGAAAUAUCUUCAAAUGUUGUACACUGAUGAUGUCAAAGUACACUUAAAGUGUAAAUAUUAAUUAUAGAUCAUUAUAAUAUAAUCAUAUUUCAGUCCAUACUUGGCUGAAAAUUUCUAUAAAGUGAAUCUGCAUUUUUGUGGUUUUACACACAAAAUAACUUACACAAGAAGGAUUCUUAACUGCUGUGUUGUAUAUAUAGAUGGGGAUAUAGAAUUGGCUGAAUAAAAUGUCUGCAUUU